Molecule: messenger RNA, 1608 nt
Organism: Selaginella moellendorffii
Lineage: Eukaryota; Viridiplantae; Streptophyta; Lycopodiopsida; Selaginellales; Selaginellaceae
Product: casein kinase II subunit beta-like
Exons: 10
Coding region: 74-892 (272 amino acids)
Cellular component (GO): cytoplasm; protein kinase CK2 complex
Molecular function (GO): protein kinase regulator activity
Source: RefSeq, a predicted model, not a curated record
UUUCUACUAAUAGAAAGUACGCCGCCGGAGGAGCCCUAAAAAUCCCACAAGUGCGAAUGGUUGGACGGCCAGGAUGCGCUGCGAUUGGAGCUCGGCUAUGGGGCGCCAAGGAAGGGCAACAGGGAUGCGGGAAAUCCAUAGCGCCUUGCGCUGCCGCCAACUGCUGAGGAGUCAUCGUCGCUUCUACUGCCUCGCGGCUUCCAAGCAGAUGAAGAACGCCGCGGAAGGGCGGCCGAAGAAGAUCAAGUUUUUCGUGGGGAGCCAGAGGAGCAAUGUGGAGGCGCUCAAGCGAGAGAAGCACUUGGAAAACUCUCCUGGAUGGAUCGAGGCUUUUUGUUCGCAGAAGGAGAACGAUCUUUUCGUGAGAGUUGACACCGACUUCAUCCGGGAUCAGUUUAAUCUCCACGGGCUUAGCAACGAGGUCUUGGAUUAUCAUGGAUCUCUGCGUGACAUCCUCGAGACGUACAGGGGGUAUUUCGAUGAAGAAGCGCAAAAGUUGUAUGGUCUGAUCCACAGGCGGUACAUUCUAUCCACCAAAGGACUCGAGGCCAUGGCGAGAAAGUUCAAGCACGAAGAGUUUGAAAAGUGCCCGAGAUCCUGCUGCGAGGAUCAAACUUGUCUUCCAGUUGGGCUCUCGGACGAUCCAGGAGUGUCCACGGUUCGCUUCUUCUGCCCCCGGUGCGAAGACGUGUUUGAUCCGAUCGCCGUGCAACAUCGAAGUGUCGAUGGCGCAUACUUUGGUCCCACAUUCGCGCACUUGCUACUCCUGACGCAUCCCAUGGAAAUCAAGCCCUGUGUCAAGCAUCCAUCGUCGUCUGGCUACGUUCCUAGGAUCUUUGGCUUUAAAAUUCAUAAACCAUCCGCGUCUAGCGACGAUAUGGAAGUUGCUUGACAAUCCAGUCGAUUUUUUCUCAUAUUUUCCUGACGAUCUUGUACUUAUAAUCGAGAAAUCCACAGGGUAAAAAAAGGUUCCACAGAAGAAACUAGCCGUUAGUUCUUACGUUCUUACGUGGUUGUAAAAAACUCUUUCCUAGCUAGCCUGUGUACAGUGGAGUUCUCUCCCCUUUCCCUUAUUUUUCUCGAAUCGAAUCGAAUGGACAGCGCCAGAGGUUUUUGUGAUCCGCGCUUCCAUCACAGCCAGCGAGCUUUGGUGCCGAGAUCACGACGAAGAAGCAGUCAAAUUCGCUGCGCUGGUGGAGGAGAUCACAGCCAAAGUUUCUUGCAUCGGCUAGGCGAGGCCUGGAGCGUUGUCUUGGGCUUACAAUCGUCGCAGGCCGGGACGAGGAGAGUCGCCAAGCAGAGAUUUUCCAAGCUUCUCGUCACUGACAGAGGCUUCGACGCCGAGAAGCUCUCGCAUUUCUACAGCCUGGCAAAGGCGGCCAUCUCGGAGCACGUAGUUCUCGAAGACAAGCAGGGAAAAGCCACAGUCGAAAGACUCGGGGAGUUGCAACUCCAGUUCAACGUGAAGAGGAUAAAGAGUUCCGCGCAGAACGAGCCUUGGGCGGUGCCGACGCUGAUCGAGUACGAGCCGGAGUGAGAGAUCUGCUAGAGGGCGGUGAAUCACCUGUGUACACAAGUUUCUAAAAGAAAGUUACCAUUGUCGAUCUA